Molecule: messenger RNA, 351 nt
Organism: Neoarius graeffei (lesser salmon catfish)
Lineage: Eukaryota; Metazoa; Chordata; Actinopteri; Siluriformes; Ariidae
Product: ataxin-8-like
Exons: 2
Coding region: 1-351 (116 amino acids)
Source: RefSeq, a predicted model, not a curated record
AUGUCCAAUUCAGAUGUUGAGCAGGAGCAGGACAAGGAGCAGGAAAAGGAGCAGGAGCUGGAACAGGAGCAGGACAAGGAAGAGGACAAGGAACAGGAAUGGGAAAAGGAGCAGGAACAGGCACAGGACAAGGAGCAGGAACAGGCACAGGAGCAGAAAAAGGAGCAGGAACAGGAGCAGGACAAGGAGCAGGAGCAGGAAAAGGAGCAGGAAAAGGAGCAGGACAAGGAAAUGGAGCAGGACCAAGAGCAGGAACAGGAAAAGGAGCAGAAAAAGGUGCAGGAGCAGGAACAGGAAAAGGAGCAGGAACAGGAAGAGGAGCAGGACAAAGAGCAGGAACAGGAGGAGUAG